AUGGCUGGGCUUGAUGAAGGACUGAUGGAUGUGGCUGCCGGUUCGUCUUCUUCGGAUCUUCUUGGUGAUGUUCCUGACAAAGAUGUGAAUCUGUUAUUAGGUGAGCUGUGCAUCUCUGAACGUCAGGAGCAACCGAAACUAGAGGAACGGACUAUCAAGUUUCCUUUGUUGGCUUUGGAUCUUGUAAAAACUUUGGAGACUGCUGAUCUGAGGACUUGGAAACACCUAGUGGAAUUGUGUAGUGUCGUGAAAAACGACCAUUGUGAAGCAAGGAUCGGGGGCAUUACUUUGAACAUCGGUGGAUUUGAAUCCUUAAAGAAGAUUUGGUGCGGACAUUUGACCAUUCCCACGCCAGCGGACCUACCUCUAUCAGAGAAAGCAAUUGAGAUAUCCGAAGGAUCUUCAAACGAGUGUUUGGAAGUUAUUUCUGAAUCUUCUGAUUUAGUGGAUUUGGGGCCAAGUGAACAAGUGGAGAGAAUUCCUUGUGUUCCUGCCGUUAUUGACGAGAUGGCUGGUGCUUCAAAAGAUCAAACCGGAGCAAUCGCUGGUCUUGUGGUCUAUGUCCGGCUGGUCCGUGGUCUGUGGGGAUGGAUCAAUGUCAUCUACCAACCUACGGAAUCGAGUCUAUUCGGAUCUGAAGCUUGA
Messenger RNA from Notodromas monacha, 645 nucleotides. Lineage: Eukaryota; Metazoa; Arthropoda; Ostracoda; Podocopida; Cyprididae. The record is from the annotation of a GenBank genome assembly.